UUUCUUCUAGAGAUAAGAAAAAGAGGAGUUUUUAGUAGCCAAGGGAGAGGCUGAGAUUACCAAAUUGAAUGCUUUACCAAACUCACAUAACCAUCUCUUCUUGACCCUUUUCUUUAAUCUUUAAUCUCUUUCUUCUUCUUCUUCUUCUUCUUCUUCUCGCCACCGCUCCUUCCUCCCUCCUUCUCUCUGUAUCAGGUACUUUUUCCUAAUUCCUGUCCAAUUUUAGGGUUUUCUUUUAAGGGUUUCGUAUGUCUCUUUUCAUGUUCUUUUGAAUUUGCUUCGUUCGUUGCGUUUUCAUUUCAGUCUCGUGACUGACUCUGUUUGUGGGUCGUUUUCGUAAUUGAGUUUCCCCGGUCGUCUUUUUUUUUUGGGGUUCGUGAUUUUUUUUAUUCCUUCUCUCUCUCUUGGAAUUGCGAAAAAGAGGAACGUUUUUUUUUACGUUUCGUUUGAAAAAGAAUGUGAAUAAAUUGGACAUAAGUAUUGAAUUCUUUUUUUCAUUUUUUUUCUGGUUGUUGUUUAGUUUUUUUCUCGAUAGGAAAAUGGAACAAGCCGCGUUGAAGAGCAGCGUCAGGAAAGAGAUGGCUCUCAAAACGACUUCUCCGGUUUACGAAGAGUUUCUUGCCGUCACCACCGCUCAAAAUGGCUUUUCCGUCGACGAUUUCUCUGUAGACGACUUGCUUGACUUGUCAAACGAUGACGUUUUUGCCGACGAAGAAACUGACCUCAAGGCUCAACAUGAGAUGGUCCGUGUUUCCUCUGAGGAACCCAACGACGACGGAGACGCUCUUCGCCGGAGCAGCGAUUUCUCCGGCUGUGACGACUUUGGUUCUCUCCCUACAAGCGAACUCUCUCUUCCGGCGGAUGAUUUAGCGAACCUUGAGUGGCUCUCUCAUUUCGUGGAGGACUCCUUCACGGAAUAUUCGGGUCCAAACCUCACCGGAACCCCGACUGAGAAACCGGCGUGGUUAACGGGUGACCGGAAACAUCCUGUGACUGCAGUCACGGAAGAGACCUGUUUCAAAUCCCCUGUUCCGGCUAAAGCCCGUAGCAAACGUAACCGCAAUGGCCUCAAGGUCUGGUCGCUUGGUUCGUCGUCCUCCUCGGGUCCUUCCUCGUCCGGUUCGACCUCCUCCUCCUCUUCGGGUCCUUCCAGCCCGUGGUUCUCCGGCGCUGAGCUGCUCGAGCCUGUGGUCACGUCAGAGAGGCCACCGUUUCCCAAGAAGCAUAAGAAAAGGUCAGCCGAGUCUGUUUUCUCCGGUGAGCUGCAGCAGCUGCAACCUCAGCGAAAGUGCAGCCACUGCGGCGUUCAGAAAACUCCGCAGUGGAGAGCCGGGCCAAUGGGAGCCAAGACCCUGUGCAAUGCGUGCGGUGUCCGGUACAAGUCGGGUAGGUUGCUACCGGAAUACAGACCCGCUUGUAGCCCGACAUUCUCGAGUGAGCUGCACUCGAACCACCACCGGAAAGUCAUAGAGAUGAGGCGGAAGAAGGAGCCAACCAGUGACAACGAAACCGGUUUAAACCAGCUGGUUCAGUCCCCACAAGCUGUACCAAGUUUUUGAAGAAAUAGGGCCUUAAUUAGAGCAGAGAUUUAGGAUCCGAACCGGUUCAGUUGUUAGCCCCAAGUUAGUUUCUCAUUGACUUGUUUCUUUGUAUAUUACUUUCAUUAUUUUUAGCAUUUACUUUUUUUUUGUUACAGUAGUUUGAUUUUUCAUGCUAGGAGUAUCCGUAAGUUCUUAGUAACUGAUUAGGUCAAAAACUCGUUUGUAUUGUACUCUUUCGCGUUAAUUUUUUCAGUUUAAAUUUCCCCAUUUC
This is a messenger RNA of Arabidopsis thaliana (thale cress), 1812 nucleotides long. It is a transcript of the gene GATA5, whose product is annotated as GATA transcription factor 5. NCBI's taxonomy places the organism in Eukaryota, Viridiplantae, Streptophyta, Magnoliopsida, Brassicales, Brassicaceae. Gene Ontology annotation, molecular function: sequence-specific DNA binding; DNA binding; zinc ion binding. Gene Ontology annotation, biological process: regulation of DNA-templated transcription; positive regulation of DNA-templated transcription. The coding region runs from base 540 to 1559 and encodes 339 amino acids. The transcript is spliced from 2 exons. The record is from RefSeq and is marked reviewed. Gene Ontology annotation, cellular component: nucleus.